This is a messenger RNA of Colletotrichum graminicola M1.001, 2316 nucleotides long. Its product is annotated as ankyrin repeat protein. The transcript has 4 exons. Gene Ontology annotation, molecular function: protein binding. The record is from RefSeq and is a predicted model, not a curated record. The coding region runs from base 1 to 2316 and encodes 771 amino acids. NCBI's taxonomy places the organism in Eukaryota, Fungi, Ascomycota, Sordariomycetes, Glomerellales, Glomerellaceae.
AUGGCUGAGGUUCUGACCAUUCUAGAGGUCGCUCUCUGUAUCACCGAGGUCGUCGAGCGUCUCUGCGUCUACGUCUCCACCGCCAAGAGCGCCAAGGAUGAUAUUCGCAAGCUCACCCAAGAGCUGCUUGCCCUCAAGGGCGCCAUGGACUACUUUGAUGCUCAGAACAAGAAGGACGUGGACAGUUCGCUGCAGGAACAGGCCCACUCCAUGCUUACCAUGGCCAAGGAGACUAUUGAUGCCGUGCAGCAGAAGCUGGGCACUCCCAAGGCUUCCUCCGUUGGCCGCGCCGUCCAGAGCUUAGCUUGGCCCUUCCGCGCCGGUGGCCUUGACAAAUAUCUCGUAACCCUGGAGAGGGCCAAAACCUGGUUCAUCAUGGUGCUCAUGCGAGACUCGCUAGACGCCACUUCCUCGGUCUUGGUCGAGAUGCAGAAACUCACCGCCCUCAUCCACGAGGAAAUUAUCACUCGCAACACCGACCGGAUGCUCCAAGAGACGGCCGACCUGCUCAAGUGGCUGUCACCCGUCGAUAGCGAGGACAAGCUAGCCAGCUCCAGGGAAGACCGUGCGCCGGGAACCGGAAAUUGGAUUCGCGACCGCAGCUAUCUGGCAUGGCAGAAGGACGGUCCGACGCAACAGCCAAUCUUCUGGAUCACCGGGCGGUCGGGCUCGGGCAAAACGGUACUGUUUUCUCAUCUCGUUGACGAACUCCGGAAACGAUCCAGUGCCGAUCCCUCGGCCAAAACUGCCAGUAUUGGCGUGGGCUUCCACUGUUGUUCCCUGGACGACGCAGCCUCUCAGGCCGUCCCAAACGUCUUCGGAUCCAUUCUGGCCCAAAUAGCGACGACGACACCCGAAAUUUUCGACUGCGUUCGGCCGCUGAGAAAGUCUGGAAGUACGCUGAUUCCUCAAAACAACUUGACUGUCUAUCAGAUCUUGGAUGUUAUGCGCGAAGCCCUCAACCAUUUCCAUGUCUUUUAUCUCAUGAUCGAUGCACUCAAUGAAACGAGCCAUGAGCUGCUGAUCGUCCGAACACUGCUGACCCUGUGCGGCAAGCACCCCAACCUCCGCGUUUUGCUUACUUGUACAAGAGAGCCCCUGGAAGAUGACUCGAGGAUAUUUGUUAGGCACAUGAACAACAACGCAGUUGAUGUCGACAUUGACCUUUAUGUGGAAAACAGGCUUGCUACCGAGCAUGGUUUCCAGUCUUUGAGUCCCAACAUCAGGGCGGAAAUCAAGAGGAAGGUCGCGUUAGAUGCUGAUGGAACUUUCCGUUGGGCAAAAAUGUGCAUGGACAGACUCAGCACGCUCCGUACCGGACGAGACGUCCGAAGAGCAAUGGCAGACAUCCCUUCCACCCUCAAUGAGUUCUACGCCGGCAUCCUCGCCCGGAUCUCGGAGCAAGACCGGGCCAUAGCCCGCGAGGCGCUUACGUGGCUUUGCUUCUCCCUCUGGCCCCUGCGUCUCGACGAGCUCGCCGAGGCAGUCGUCCUCGAGGAGGGUGACGUCGAUGUUGAUGGAGACAGCAGGCUGACCGACCCGGCCAUCGUACUCGAAAUAUGCCAGGGGUUAGCGCACGCGAGCGACCACUCCGUCACCCUUGCCCACGACUCCAUCCGCACAUUUUUGCAGUCAGACUGGAUCCGGACCUCCAUUGCCUCAGACUUUGCCUUGGACGCCGCGGAGUCGCAUCGCAGAAUUAUGCGCAAGUGUCUCUCCUACCUUCAUCUCAAGCCCUUCUCUUCAGGUCCAGUCAAAAAGAUCGAGCGAAUCACCAGCCGCUUUUAUAAGUACCCGCUGCUCAGAUACGCCACCUUCUUGUGGCCGAUCCACUUGGAAAAGUUCCCGUUAUCCAGCCAUGACGAGCACCUCAUUCUCGGCUUCUUCGAAACCAAGAAGCUCGAGCAUGGUGGCCCUUUCGAGACGUGGGUGCAGUGUCUCCUACACUCAACAAACAUCCCCGUCAUUCGCGAAACGGAACCGGUCUAUUACGCGGCGUCUUUCAACAUGACGUCCGUUCUACAGUUGAUACUGCGACCCGAGUACAAGGUCAAUGUCAACAAACGAGGUGGACGGUUCUCUUCCCCGCCACUGUUCGUGGCAAUCUGGAGGAGAAACGUGGAGGCGGCCAAGUUGCUCGUCGAAGCCGGGGCAAAUCCGGAUAUGACGGAUAGUGGCGGGAUGGGGAUGACUAGCCGACAACUGGCGAUCAGAUCGAAAAUGAACGAGCUUGUAGAUCUGAUGGAGCAUAUUGUUCCGGAGGCAUCAGUCGGGACUGCUUACAGGCAGCGGAAGUCUUCGAAGCAGCUAGCGUGA